This is a messenger RNA of Pseudomassariella vexata, 2010 nucleotides long. RefSeq lists its product as uncharacterized. NCBI's taxonomy places the organism in Eukaryota, Fungi, Ascomycota, Sordariomycetes, Amphisphaeriales, Pseudomassariaceae. Gene Ontology annotation, molecular function: oxidoreductase activity; FAD binding. The transcript is spliced from 5 exons. The coding region runs from base 1 to 2010 and encodes 669 amino acids. The record is from RefSeq and is a predicted model, not a curated record.
AUGCAGCAUACGGGAGCCCUAGCUGUUUGGGCAUUAUGUCUGAUCCAGUUGGCGUUUGGGCAGACUAUAGAUGAUGGAGGUAUCACUGUCGACGCUACUAGCGGUACGGUGGCGCCCGCCGUUGAAGAGGUGGCCCCUGACUCGGCAGCGUCGGGUGUUGAAUACCUGGACUACGAGACGGCCCAGCUUACGCCAGACGUCGUUGCCAACUUGACGAGUCACGACCUCACUGACGUCGAAUUGUUCGACUUUGGUGAUGAGGACGCUGCCGCUGUUGCUUCGCGGAAACGAGCCACCAAUUAUGGGCAACCGGACUGCAAGACGUUCCCGGGUGAUCUGAGUUGGCCUUCGACUAUUCAUUGGAAGUUGCUCAAUAUUUUGACGGGUGGUGCUCUCAUUAAGGCAGUGCCUACGGCAGCUCCAUGCUACAAGUCGUGGCCGCAAUACAAUGCCGUAACAUGUGAUGACAUCACUGCUAAGUGGACGUCGCCCAAGUUCCAGCUGUCCCAGCCCGUCGGAAUAGACUUUCCCCUUUUCGAGGGAGUGUCAUGUAUGCCUCCCACCGUUGCGCCUCCCAACUCGAACUGCACGCUUGGAGGCACACCGUCAUAUGUCGUCAAGGUCAGGAAUGUGGCCCAGAUUCAACUGGCCGUGAACUUCGCGCGAAAUCUUAACCUCCGUCUGAAUGUUAAGAACAAGGGCCAUGACUUCAACGCCAAGUCUACCGGGGCAGGCUCACUCUCCGUGUGGACCAACUUCCUACAAGACAUCCAGUACUUGGGGCCCAGCUACUCCAAGGAUGGUCAUAAGGGCCCGGCCUUCAAAGUAGGUGCUGGGGUUGAGGUUAUGCAGAUGUAUGAGGCUGCCGAUGCUUUGAACCUGGUGGUAGUCGGAGGUAUUGGUCGGACUGUCGGUCUCGGAGGCGGCUACAUCGCCGGCGGCGGACACUCGCCCCUGAUGUCCACAUACGGCCUGGGCGCCGACCAAGUCCUCUCCAUGGAAGUCGUCCUACCCAACGGCCGCUUCGUCUCCGUUGACGAAAAGUCCUAUCCCGACCUCUUUUUCGCCCUCCGCGGCGGUGGCGGCGGCACCUACGGCAUUGUCACCUCCCUCGUGAUCCGCGCUUAUCCCAAAACCCCCGUCACCACCCUCACCUACACCUUCGGCACCGGGCCCAACAUCACCAACAGCACAUUCUGGCAAGGAAUGGACGUCAUCUGGUCUAGCUUCCCACGUCUUGCCGACACAGAGCUCUACGCUUACUGGUCCAUUGGUUGCGCGAGCGGCGGAUCCGAAUGCUCCUUCUCCAUGGGUCCGCAAUGGGCAAACAACAUGUCGACUUCGCAGCUCAAAGCGCAAUACGAGCCCGUUUUCGCGCAGCUUGCGGACCUCGACAUCGCUGUUAGUAAUGUGACCUACAUCGAGUACGACGGCCUCAAGAACGCCUUCGACCACACCCUGCCCGCCAACACCGAGUCUGUAGGCGGGUUUACUUUCCACACGGCUUCGCGACUAUUCCCACGAGCCAACUGGGAGGACCCCGCGAAAUUGAAGAAACAGUCGGCUGCUAUUCACGAUGCCAUCAUGCAGACGGGGUACAUGAUCGGGUACAACUUCAAGUCAGGCACCAACCCAGCCGUGAACCAGAAAAACGCCGUCAACCCGGCCUGGCGGAACACGCUUUGCCACGGCAUGUUCGGCGCCGCAUGGAACCUCGACUCCACGCCCACCGAGAUCGCGGCCGCUAACAAGCGACUCGUGGAAAUCGUGCAGCCGUUGCGGGAUGUGAGUCCGGGGGCGGGCGCGUACAUGAACGAGGCGGAUAUCAAUGAGCCGGAUUGGCAGCAGUCGUUUUAUGGCAGUUUUUAUGAUAGACUGUAUGGCUUGAAGCAGAGGUAUGAUCCUUGGGGUUUGUUGUAUGCCGACACGGCGGUGGGAUCCGAGGAUUGGUAUAUUACGGAUCAGAUAGAUUAUUUCCCGACGCAGAAUGGGAGACUGUGUCGGAAGUGA